Molecule: messenger RNA, 1549 nt
Organism: Oncorhynchus mykiss (rainbow trout)
Lineage: Eukaryota; Metazoa; Chordata; Actinopteri; Salmoniformes; Salmonidae
Source: RefSeq, a predicted model, not a curated record
AUGGACACAUCACCACUACCAGACUGUAUCAAGACUGUUCCCCUGAGUGUGGAUAAACACAGAGAGCUGAUGACGAGCGUCCUCGUCGACCAACGGCUGACUGAGCUGCAGCUGAAGGGCGGGGCCUGGCUGGCAGAGCUGACCACAUCAGGACUGGCACAGCGAUCCCCAGACUGCAGGGCUGCGACCUCUAACCUCUAUGAUAGUGUGGACAACGCCCUCCACCGCCUCGUACAUGUGUCCAAUCACAGAGGCAGCGACCUGGAAGUCCUCGGUCGAUUGGCUGACAUGGUGGACAAACUGGAAAAGAGGGAAGACUGGAGAGAGAGGGAGAUGCUGAGUUCAGGGAGGCAGUACGUGGCCGUGUUAACGGGUGUGGAGGAGACCUACCUGCCCCUCUUGGAGGGUCCAGACACCCCGUCCCCCCUCCGGGGGGAAGCAGACCUCCUUUUCCACAACUUGGCCAGCUUCAGCGCCUUCCACUCGCAGUACCUCCUCCCAGCCAUGGAGGGAGCUCUACUGCAGAGUCUGCUGAAACAGGACCUCUUCAGUAAACGUGUGAGUGGCUCAGACUCCUUGCCACCCCUCCUCUCUCCCUCCUGUCCUUCCCCCACUGUCUCCAGUCCCCUACACAGACUGGAACAGUACUGUGAUGUUCUGGAGGAACUGGGAGGGCUAAACCACGCCUCUGACUCCUUCCUCUCCGUCCUCAGACACGCCCAGCGCCACGGUGAGGACCUCCGGGCCAGCGACCUCAUCGUCGGGUGUCCGGACCCGGUGGCGGAGCGUGGAGAGCUGGUGAGUCAGGUGUGUGGGAGGACCAGGAGGAAGAAGACCGGGGUGUGUUCCUCUAUCAACCCCUCAUCGUCUUCACCAAGCAGAAGAGCCUGGGACACACCGCCUACAGCUUCAAACACAGCACCAAGUGUCAGUGUGGAGAGGGCAGCCUGGACACACGAUAUCACUCAGCUCCUUUGGACCCACAACACAGAGACCAUGUGUAUUGGUCUGUCCAGUAAGAUACUGCUAGAUGUCACAGGAGCACCAGAAACAUCUGAAAUGGACUCUAUCUACAGUCUGAAUGACAGAGUUCACAGUAGCUGUUUAGACUCCUCCUCUGUUGGCAGUCAGAAGGAGGGGGAAUCCCCAGCAUCUGGGAGGGGACACACACAGAAACUGGAUUCCGGACUCAAAAAACAACUUACAUUUUACAUUUACAUAAGGGUGAAACUGAACAUAAAGCAAACAAAGAGACAUUACGGCUCUAACUAACCCAGGAUCUAGCAUCAACAGAGCCUGCUGUGGUGGCCAUGUUGGAUCGGCCGGACACAGUUGCUCGCAGAGUCAUUGAUAUCGUGGACACUCCAGCCACACAGAAGGAGCAUUGUCCUCUCUCUGCGGCUCCCCGCUAGGCCAAACCACUCUGUCUGAACCACUGACUGGCAGCCAUGGCCUAGUGUGUGUAUGCGUGUGUGUGUAUGCGUGUGUGUAUGCGUGUGUAUGCGUGUGUGUGUAUGUGUGUGUGUGUAUGUGUGUGUGUAUGCGUGUG